This is a messenger RNA of Pseudozyma flocculosa PF-1, 2439 nucleotides long. RefSeq lists its product as uncharacterized. The record is from RefSeq and is a predicted model, not a curated record. Lineage: Eukaryota; Fungi; Basidiomycota; Ustilaginomycetes; Ustilaginales; Ustilaginaceae. The transcript has 2 exons. Bases 1 to 2439 code for a protein of 812 amino acids. Gene Ontology annotation, cellular component: membrane. Gene Ontology annotation, molecular function: dolichyl-diphosphooligosaccharide-protein glycotransferase activity. Gene Ontology annotation, biological process: post-translational protein modification.
AUGUCCAGCAGCAGGUCGGCCUCGUCGGCGGCCGCGCGCCCCGGCGUCUCGACCGCCUAUCACCUUCCCACCCUCUCGCCAGAGUCGAACAAGAACCUCCUCUCGCUCCUGCGCCUCAUCAUCAUCUUUCUCAUCGCCGGCGCCGCCGUCUCUUCGCGCCUCUUUGCCGUCAUCCGCCACGAGAGCAUCAUCCACGAGUUUGACCCCUGGUUCAACUACCGCGCCACCCGCGUCCUCACCACCGACGGCUUCUACCGCUUCUGGAACUGGUUCGACCCCUCGGCAUGGUACCCGCUCGGCCGUGCCGCCGGCGGCACCGCCUACCCCGGCCUCAUGAUCACCAGCGGCGUCAUCUACAACUUUUUCCACGCCCUCAACAUCCCCGUCGACAUCCGCAACAUCUGCGUCCUCCUCGCGCCCGCCUUUAGCGGCCUCACCGCCUGGGCCACCUACAUGUUCACCGCCGCCAUGAAGGACGACGCCUCCGGCCUCCUCGCCGCCGCCUUUAUCGGCAUCGCGCCCGGCUACAUCUCCCGCUCCGUCGCCGGCUCGUACGACAACGAAGCCAUCGCCAUCUUCCUCCUCAUGAUCACCUUUUACCUCUGGAUCAAGGCGCUCAAGGACGGAUCGGCGCUCUGGGGCACCGUCACCGCCCUCUUUUACUUUUACAUGGUCGCCGCGUGGGGCGGCUAUGUCUUCAUCACCAACAUGAUCCCGCUCCACGGCUUCGUCCUCCUCCUCAUGGGCAGAUUCAGCACCCGCCUCUACGUCGCCUACUCGAGCUUCUACGCCGUUGGCACGCUCGCCAGCAUGCAGGUGCCCUUUGUAGGCUUCCUCCCCGUCCGCACCAGCGAGCACAUGGCCGCCCUCGGCGUAUUCGGACUCCUCCAGCUCGUCGCCUUUGUCGAGCUGCUCCGCUCUCACGUCUCGUCGAACCAGUUCAAGCUGGUCCUACGCGCCUUUGUCGCCUUCAUCGCCGUCGCCGCCUUUGCCGCCCUCGUCACCCUCACCUACGCCGGCUACGUCGCGCCUUGGACCGGAAGGUUCUACUCGCUGUGGGACACGGGCUAUGCCAAGAAGCACAUCCCCAUCAUCGCCUCGGUCUCGGAACACCAGCCGCCGGCGUGGCCCGCCUUUUUCUUCGACCUCGAGAUGCUCAUCUUCCUCUUCCCCGUCGGCGUCUUCCUCCUCUUCCGCGAGCUGCGCGACGAGCACGUCUUUGUCAUCAUCUACGCCGUCAUGGCCAGCUACUUUGCCGGCGUCAUGGUCCGCCUGAUGCUCACCCUGACGCCCGUCGUCUGCGUCAGCGCCGCCGUCGCCGUCAGCACGCUGCUGCAGACCUACCUCGACCCCAAGGAGCCGAUGAGCGACGACGAGCUCGCUGCCGACGCCGCCAGCGGCAAAAAGGCGGCCGCCGUCGAGGCGGCCAGCCUCGCCGAUGCCGUUGGCGCCAAGCCGAGCAAGAUCAAGAAGGCCUCGGCCGUCGCCGCCGCCGCCGCCGAGUCGUCAUCCGGCACCGCCACGCCCGUGCUGCCGUCGGAGCCGCCCUUUAAGACCGACAACUUCUCCAACCCGCGCGUGGGCGUCUUUGGCCUCGACUCGCGGCUGCUGGUGACCAUCUACACUCUGGUGCUGCUGCUCGUCUUUGUGCUGCACUGCACGUUUGUCACGUCGACGGCCUACUCGUCGCCCUCGGUGGUGCUGGCGUCGCGCAACCAGGACGGAUCGCAGCACAUCAUCGACGACUUCCGCGAGGCCUACUACUGGCUGCGCCAGAACACGGCGAGCGACGCCAAGAUCAUGUCGUGGUGGGACUACGGCUACCAGAUCGCCGGCAUGGCCGACCGCCCGACGCUGGUCGACAACAACACCUGGAACAACACCCACAUCGCCACCGUCGGCAAGGCGAUGGCGUCGCCCGAGGACAAGUCCUACCCCAUCCUCCAGAAGCACGACGUCGACUACAUCCUCGUCAUCUUUGGCGGCCUCCUCGGCUUCUCGGGCGACGACAUCAACAAGUACCUCUGGAUGAUCCGCAUCGCCCAAGGCGUCUGGCCCGACGAGAUCCGCGAGGCCGACUACUUUACUCCCCAGGGACAGUACCGCAUCGACGACGGCGCCAGCAAGACGAUGAAGGACAGCCUCAUGUACAAGAUGAGCUACUACCGCUUCAACGACCUCUUUGGCGGACGCACCGGCACCGACCGCGUGCGCGGCACGCCCGGACCCAGCGUCAGCCCGACCAUCGACAUCCUCGACGAGGCCUUUACCAGCGAAAACUGGAUCGUCCGGAUCUACGCCGUCAAGAAGCCCGACGUGCUGGGCCGGGACCUGCACAGCUCCAAGGCGUUCGAGAGCGGCAAGCGGCGGAAACGCGCCGUCGACCUCGCCACGCCCUCGUCGGCGAGCGCCGGCAGCGGGCGGAAGGGCAAGAAGUGA